AUGACACAGGGAUACCUACCCUCAUCAAUUACCAAGCUGAUCAUUGGAAAGUAUGAUCAUGCGCUUGAGCCAGGCUCACUGUCACCAUCAAUCACAGAGCUGAAGGCCAAGUACCUCAGUCACAAGCUCCAACCAGAUGUCUUGCCGCCAUCAAUCACGACACUCACUCUGGGAUCAUGUCUGAAGAAGAUCCAACCUCACACUCUACCAUCAUCACUCAUCUCAUUAACAAUAGAGGCCACUACAUUUGGUGACCCAGAUGCCACACCCUUUGUCCCAGGCUCACUUCCAGACUCACUCCAGACACUCAUCCUCUCCGAUGACUUUAAUCAAAGUUUGAAAGCAGGUAUACUUCCAAUGUCACUCACAGUCCUUCACUUUGGUGAUCGAUAUAAUCAUCCACUUCCACCUGGCAUCCUUCCAUCUUCGCUCAAGAUACUCAAGUUUAUUGGCCUCUUCAAUCAAUCACUCGCCCCGGGAUCGUUGCCCAGUUCAUUGAACACACUUGAGCUGGGCAAUUGUUUCAAUCUACCACUGGUCCGGGGAUCCAUACCCGACUCACUCACCAAGUUGACCUUUGGAAAUCUGUUCAAUCACCCCAUACCAGACCAUGUCCUCCCAUUAUCCAUCACGUCACUCAAAUUCGGAAAAUACUACCGCUGGUCAUUCACCAAAGGUUCUUUGCCAAGCUUACUUAGGUCAUUAACUUUAGGAUACAUUUACAGUAACAUACUUGCACCUGGCUCACUGCCCACAACACUGGAUACAUUGAUACUGAAUAGUACUCCAUUCGAAUCAUUGGCACCCAUAAAUGGUGGAGGGCCCUUGUCAGACAUGUUGCCAUCAUCUCUUACCAAGCUGAGCUUUUGCAAUAGUUUCAACAUACCGCUCUACAAGGGUAUACUGCCCGAGACGCUCAAAUGGUUGCGAUUAGGCCGAGUACAGUUUAAUAGAUGUACUACGAUGGGUGAUAGAUUAGAAGAACUAAUCAUUGAGGAUACACUAUUCACUGGAUUCCAAGGACCUCAGCAUAAUGUACCCAUCAAGAAUCUACGAUUGAUAUCCAACUAUCCACUAUCAAGUCUCGUAAAUGAUAUGGAUUUGCAAUCUAUGUCUAAAGUCACAAACAUAUACUUCAAGGGAUCAACAACAUCCAACGGGAAUGGUAAUGAUUAUGUACCACAACUUUACUACAAACUGCGCAAAGUCGAUCAACAAUAUUGUAUAUGUAUCCGUGUCCAAGGAAGCAAGAACAUUCAAUACCAAACCAUCAAUACAUUCGAAGAUGAUUGA
Messenger RNA from Acytostelium subglobosum LB1, 1293 nucleotides. RefSeq lists its product as hypothetical. The coding region runs from base 1 to 1293 and encodes 430 amino acids. The record is from RefSeq and is a predicted model, not a curated record. Lineage: Eukaryota; Evosea; Eumycetozoa; Acytosteliales; Acytosteliaceae. The transcript is spliced from 2 exons.